Messenger RNA from Erigeron canadensis, 1117 nucleotides. Its product is annotated as E3 ubiquitin-protein ligase AIRP2-like. The transcript is spliced from 5 exons. Bases 215 to 994 code for a protein of 259 amino acids. The record is from RefSeq and is a predicted model, not a curated record. Gene Ontology annotation, biological process: protein ubiquitination. Lineage: Eukaryota; Viridiplantae; Streptophyta; Magnoliopsida; Asterales; Asteraceae. Gene Ontology annotation, molecular function: ubiquitin protein ligase activity.
AUUGUCUUUUUCCUUUUAAUAUUUCCUAUUAGUUUAGCACCAAAGCCUGUAGCCUAAAACUUUGACAAAUAAGAAGAGGUCCAACUUUUUUAGGAUUCUGAGAAACCAAAGGAAAUUAUUCACACUCACAAGUGCAUGUAUUAGUAACCGUGUAUGUAUAUGUAAGUGUGUAUGUAUAUACUGUGUGUAAAAGGUUUAAGCUUUGUGAAAGAAGAUGGAAAUGGAGUAUUACCCACUUGGGAUAUGCUCUUAUGAAGAAUCUUUGAAGGUUCUUGAAGCUGAUAUACAACAUGCCAAUGCUUUGGCAGCUGCAAUUCCUAGAGCCACAAACGGUGCAAGAUUUCAAAUGAAACUAGUGUACAACGAGUUAGCGCCUCUUAUUAUGUUCUUGCUUCAAUGGAUUGAUUCCUCCUGCACUUGCUUGUUGCCUAGAUAUAUGAACCUUGUUCAUGUUCUUGUCUACAAGGUAUAUAAAGAUGGAAGACGGAAGAUUUCUAGACAUGGAAGGAAGGCAACAAUAAGCAGUUUUUAUGCUGUGAUACUGCCAUCUUUAAGAAGGCUACACUCUGACUUGGUGGAGCAUGAUUAUCUGCUGGUCAAAGGUUAUAGAAGAGAGAGCUCAAGAAUGAAGAUAGCGGAACAAAAGAAAUCGCAAAAUGAAGUUGGUUUCACAAAUCUUGAUUUGGAAAGGGAAAAUGAAUGUGGGAUUUGCUUUGAGCCUUGUACAAAAGUUGUAUUACCUAACUGCUGCCACGCCAUGUGUAUCAACUGCUAUCGAGACUGGAACACAAGGUCUGCGUCUUGUCCAUUUUGUCGAGGUAAUUUAAAGAGAGUAAAAUCACGAGAUUUAUGGGUUUUGAUGUGCGACGAUGAAGUCAUGGAUGCAGAUCUUGUUGCUGAUGCAGAUUUAGUGCGUUUCUAUCUCUAUAUGAAAAAUCUCCCAAAAGAUCAUCCUGACACCGUUUUCGUUAUGUAUUCUGAAUAUUUAAUGUAAUGUAAUGUAAAAUACGUUAGAGAAUUCAACUUAUACACAGACCCUUAAAAUGUAUAUAGAGUCUGGUUAUAAGGAAAUUUCUUAAACAUGAUUAUGUCGUAACAUGAUGGAUUUUAUUUGGCA